Messenger RNA from Musa acuminata subsp. malaccensis (wild Malaysian banana), 1224 nucleotides. Its product is annotated as probable prolyl 4-hydroxylase 9. Gene Ontology annotation, cellular component: endoplasmic reticulum. Gene Ontology annotation, biological process: peptidyl-proline hydroxylation to 4-hydroxy-L-proline. Gene Ontology annotation, molecular function: iron ion binding; L-ascorbic acid binding; procollagen-proline 4-dioxygenase activity. Lineage: Eukaryota; Viridiplantae; Streptophyta; Magnoliopsida; Zingiberales; Musaceae. The record is from RefSeq and is a predicted model, not a curated record.
CCCCCGACGCGCCUUUCUUUCUUUGUUUCUUUCUUUAAAGAGAAACCCCUGCGGCAUAAAGGCCAGUCUCCGAUCCCAUUCCCCACUCGGUUACGACUUCCUAUUUCGUGCUGCGGUCUCCAUGAAGGCGAACAGGGCCGGGAGGACGAAGGUUGAACUCCCCUUCUUGCUCCUAUGCUGCUCCCUCUCCUUCAUGGUAGGGUUCUUCGGUUCGGGUCUCUUCCUCCAGGGGUUGCCUGGCGACGGCUGGGCUCGGAGGAGAUCGAUGGAAGAGGCCGGGGCGGACGAGGUCGAGUUGCCGGCCAUGCCCCAUGGGCUCACUGGAGAAAGCAAUCCUGCUUUGAUCGCCUUCCAGGUUUUGAGCUGGAAACCUCGUGCAUUUUAUUUCCCCAAAUUUGCAACUGUCGAUCAAUGUCAAACUAUCAUAAAAACUGCAAAAUCAAGACUUGAGCCAUCAACAGUAGCGCUAAGGAAGGAGGAGACGGUUCCAAUUAAUAAUGGGAUAAGGACAAGUUCUGGGGCAUUCCUUAGUGCAUCAGAAGAUUCAACUGGAACUUUGGAGCAAAUUGAGAAAAAGAUUGCCAGAGUGACCAUGCUUCCAAUAGAAAAUGGAGAGGCCUUUAAUGUCCUUCGGUAUGAGACUGGACAGAGAUAUGCUUCUCAUUAUGAUGCCUUCAGUCCAGAUGUGUAUGGCCCACAGGAGAGCCACAGGGUUGCCACUUUCAUAUUGUACCUGACAGAUGUUGAGGAAGGGGGAGAAACUGUUUUUCCUUUUGAGAAUGGGUCGAAUAUGGAUAUCAAGUACGAUUAUGAAAAAUGUAUUGGUUUGAAGGUCAAGCCACGAAAGGGCGAUGGACUUUUAUUCUAUUCAAUGUUUACAAAUCACACUAUUGAUCCUACAUCACUUCAUGGGAGCUGUCCAGUGAUUAAAGGCCAGAAAUGGGUGGCUACUAAAUGGAUCAGAGAUCAGAUACAAGACUAGCUUGACGAUGACUGCAUCGAUGCACUUAUUCAUUCUUCUUUUUGUGUUUAAGUUGAUUAAAUUGAGACAUACAGAAGACGUGUCAGGAAGAAGAAAAAUAGUGUCUUUUAGUGCGAGUUGUUGAACAGAAAGUUUUGGUGUCCAUUAGGUUGUGGUCCUGAUACUGAAGUGUCAUGUAGCCUCUCCUGAGAAUAUGAAUAGCAUUAUUAAAGAUGAAUCCUCCAUAGGAAAAUGAAAAUUUA